This is a messenger RNA of Caenorhabditis remanei, 1614 nucleotides long. RefSeq lists its product as uncharacterized. The transcript has 12 exons. Gene Ontology annotation, cellular component: extracellular region. NCBI's taxonomy places the organism in Eukaryota, Metazoa, Nematoda, Chromadorea, Rhabditida, Rhabditidae. The record is from RefSeq and is a predicted model, not a curated record. Gene Ontology annotation, molecular function: chitin binding; protein binding. Bases 1 to 1614 code for a protein of 537 amino acids.
AUGAAUAAUCCGAUUGUCUUGGUUUUGCUGAGCAGUGGUGCCUUAUUACUAACAGUUACUGGUAAUGGCAUGGAACAAAUGAUGACAGCAGAAGGACCGAUUAGUCCAAACUAUUGUAAUAGCAGUGACAUUCUUGAAGAAGCUGGUCUGAUAAAGUCAACACUUGGUCAGUUCCUUGGAUAUGAAUGUAGUGAAGAGUUUUAUCAUUGCAGAUGGCAAAGUGAUGGCUUCCGAACGUACCGAAAAAAGUGUAAACCAGGUCUUGUCUAUGAUGUUCUUGGCACUCAAAACUGUAACUACGACUACAAUGUGAAGAGUUGUGGAGUGAGAAGUGGAGGACCUGUUCAAUGCAAUGGAACCGAUUUCUACUGUUCUUUAUCCGAGCAAUGCGUGCCAAUGUCUUCGAGAUGUGAUGGGCAUUACGAUUGUUCGAUGGAAGAAGAUGAACAGAAUUGUCCACUAUGUACCGCUGGAGAGUUCGCCUGCAAAGUGUCCGAACAAUGUAUCUCACUUGAUAGAAGAUGCAAUGGUUUGAUUGAAUGUGACGAUGGAACUGAUGAGAGAGAUUGUGAUGUAUGCGGACAUGGUCUAUUCCACUGCGGUAAAAGUAAUGAAUGCAUCCCAAUGGAUGAGCGAUGCGAUGGAAGAAGACAAUGUCCACAUGGAGAAGAUGAAAUGCUUUGCAAGAAACCCGAGAUGGAGAAAAAGUUUACAUGCCAAUCGCGCGAUCAUGAAAUUCCGACGAAUCAAGUUUGCGACGGAGUGGCACAGUGCCCAGAUGCUUCCGAUGAAGCGUAUUGCGAGUAUCCAGGAUCACCAAAGUCUCAAGCGGCUAUAUCAUUCUCUUCCAACUUAACACCAGUAUCUGAAUCUCGUCCAGGACCACCUCCACCAGCGCCUGCUCCAGAGCCAGAAGAAACCGAAGAAGACUACGAAUACGAACAAAUCAAAGACGAAAAUGCGCCAGCUGCGUUCCCAAUGAUUUCUCUUGUUCCAUUACCACCAACAACCACGACAACGACUACAUAUAUCCCACCAACCACUCGAGUGAUCACAAGAGUUCCAGUAGCAGCAACAAGAGUUGCCAAGCCAGCGUUCAGUAGACCAAGACCAAAGCUUCCAUCGACAGAUGAUAAUAACCGACCAACAAUCAGUCAGAAGACAGUUCAAACCGUUGCCACAAAGAUUACCAGACCUCCAAAGAUCCUUGAAACCAGCCGUACCAGCCUCCGAACCACAUCCCAAACCCUUCCACCAACUCGACAAACCACGAAUUUCGAUAAAAAGAUGCCACAAGCGAUAGUUCAACCCCCUCGAUCUCCAAUUCUACCUCAACCAAAAGGAGAGAAAGUGUUCAUAAUGCAAGUCACUGCCUCUCCAUCAGUUCGACCACCUCUUCAAGAACUUCCAAGAGCUUCUUCCGGAUCUCGACCACUCACAAAAGCACUUCCAGUUAGAGUUCCAGCAGCAAACAAUGAAAAUAUUCUUGCACAAAUCACCAGUCAGUUGAAUGGUGGUAUGAGUCCAGAACUUCUAGCGAAAAUCGAAACGAUAAUAAAAUCAGAAAUGCAAGGUGGCGGACCACGUCACCGAAGGUUUCAGCCACGCCUUUGA